AUGCCGUCGAUGGAUAAAUUGAAGGCUUUGAUCAACGAAUCCAUCGUCAAGCGAGAAAAUGCUUUCGCCGCGGCCUCUACUUUAUUUAAAUUAAUUAAAGGGUUGACUAAUGAGGCAGAUGUGGCCAAUAUGUGUUUAUCUGAGCUCUUUAAGAUAGAGAAGGCCUUCAAAGAGGCUGAUGAGUUGAUUGUUAAACUCAACUCUCAGUUGGAGGAGCCAGAACGGGACGGAUCGCCAUCGAAAUUCGCGGCAUUUUUUGAGAUUUGCCUGCAGAUCCGCGCUGCCCACAGUCAGCUGACUGCGUCUACGUCGGUCGCAAAGACGGGUUCAUCCUCCUCUGUUGACCUUCCGAUUCCUCGGGUCGAGUUGCCAUGUUUUCAUGGUAAAAUCGAAGAAUGGCCCGGCUUCAUCGCACUAUUCGACGCUCUUGUGCAUCAAAGCAACUCCCUGGCGCCUGUUCAAAAAUUUCACCUGCUAACGUCUGCUCUCUCAGGUGAAGCGGCUUCUGUCAUCUCCGGCUUUGAGCUAAAUUCAGUCAAUUAUCCUCUGGCUUAUCAGGCCCUUUACGCUCGGUACCAAAAUCCCCGUCGGCUGGCUGACUUGUAUGUGAACCAGAUACUGGAUUCGCGGCCGGCGUCUGUUUCUUCUUUAUCCCAGUUGAAACAAUUCGCCACCACGCAUCAAAAUGCCAUCAACGCCCUCAAGGCAUUGCCCAUUCCAGAUUUGGCUGAUUAUCUUCUGUUUUCUCUUGCCUUGCGCAACUUAGACGUACCAUCUCGCCAGCUGUUCGAGGGGCAAUUAUCCUCUGAUGACUUUCCUAACCUCACCCAAUUGCUCGAAUUCACCAAUCGACAAUUACGAGUGUUGGAAAGCACUUCCAUCACUUCGUCCCGUGCGUCUGCGCCAAAGAGGCCGCCUAGACCUCAAUCACCAGCGGGGUCAGCGUCUGCUCCUUCAUCGUCUGGGCCCUCCUCUGCUGGUCCGUCCUCCCGUCGUCCUGCCUAUGCAGGUGUGCGUCCUCCUACAUCUUCUGGUUCGUCGUCAGUGUGUGUGUUCUGCUCGGCGAAUCACUCAAUUCGCCAGUGUCGUGAGUUCAAAGCCAUGACCAUCCAUCAGCGAAGAGCUUUCGUGACUGAGAGGCGAUUAUGUAGAAAUUGCAUGUCAUCGUUCCACGCCACUGCUGAUUGUGGUUCGGAUCAGUGCUGUCACACGUGCGGGGGGCGUCACCAUACGAUUCUUCAUCUGGCACCUGUUGGCCCUACGCCCUCUCUUGGUACCCAAACGGAGGAGAAACCAACGAAUCAGACUCCCUCUCAACCUUCUGGUUCGUCGGAGCCGCCAGCCCGUGCCUCCACCUCUCGAGGUAGUUCAGUGAGAGGCCGAAGGACUGGCCUGGGGGGGUCUCGCACGCCUCCUAAGGGGUCAAGUUCAGCAUCUUCUGGAAGCGGUUCCGAAUGA
Coccinella septempunctata (seven-spotted ladybird) is the source of this 1458-nucleotide messenger RNA. RefSeq lists its product as uncharacterized. The transcript has a single exon. Lineage: Eukaryota; Metazoa; Arthropoda; Insecta; Coleoptera; Coccinellidae. Bases 1 to 1458 code for a protein of 485 amino acids. The record is from RefSeq and is a predicted model, not a curated record.